Cladocopium goreaui is the source of this 645-nucleotide messenger RNA. Lineage: Eukaryota; Dinophyceae; Suessiales; Symbiodiniaceae. The record is from the annotation of a GenBank genome assembly.
AUGACUUGGCUGUCGGAAAAGGGCAAAUGUAAUCCUCAGUUCGGCAUCUAUGAUGAGACGAAAGGACAGUUUUUGGAGAAGCGUGCAGAUCUCACUGAGCUGACUGGCAUUACUUGCAGAGCUUGUCCUUCAGGAUAUUUCUCCUCACAGCUCAACGAUGGAGGCACCACUUUUAUUUGCAAAGAAUGUCCCAGGGGCUCCUUUCAAGCAUCUGGAGCUUCAGUUGCUUGUGACCCGUGUCCGCGUGGCACCUACCAGAAUGAGACUUCGAGCUCAUCUUGCACCCGUUGCCCACUUGGUCACUACCAAGAUGAAGAGGGGAGCACGGAGUGCAAUGUGUGCCCAGCUGGGGCGAGCACACCCUUGUUGGGAUCGCUGUCCUUAUCAGAUUGUUUCUGCAGAGCUGGGUCAAUCGAUAUUGGUGACGACACAUUGAACUGCAUUCCCUGUGGGGAAGGGAUGCACUGCCCAUUCUCAUCCAGUCUGGCGACCCUUCAGUCUGGCAAAGCCAUGCUAGGGCCAGAAUUCGUUCCUACAGUUGCAGAGGGCUAUUUUACAACUGUCCAGAAGCCUUUGGACGUCUUCCGAUGCAGGUUUGUGGACUUGUGUCCAGGAGGAACACCAGGACUGUGUAGAAGAAAAUGA